UUCUCUUCUUCCUUCUUCCUUUCCUGUUGUCCUUGCGUCGAUCCUACCCUCAUCCCUCUCAUCAUCAUGACACCGGCGCGGCGUCAACGCAAGCGCCCAGCAUCCCCUCAGGCAGAUCAGCCAAAAAAGAAGAAAGCAGAGCAUCCACUCGAGUCGAACAGCGACAACGACAACGACAUCAAAGUCGUGAAGCCGAAGAAAGAAUCGGGCAAGUCUAAGGGCAAAGCCAGUUCCAAGUCGGAAGCACCAGCCGAUGGUGAAGCGAAUGGAAACUUCCAGCAACAGAAGAAAGCUGCUGGGAGCGCACAGUACGCGAAAAUCGACCGACUGAUCGUGCCCGUUGAUGAGACAUGUCUAUUCAAUGGUCAUGUCUACGUUGAUGGUAGCACUGGUAUAAUAUACGAUGCUUCUUUGAACCAGACAGUGGCUUCUGCCAAUAAUAACAAGUUCUAUCGUAUUCAGCUUCUCACUAAUGGCAGAGGCCGCUACCAGACCUGGACCCGCUGGGGCCGAGUUGGGGAGAACGGCCAAAGUGCGCUGCUCGGGGAUGGAAGCUUCGACGACGCGCUCAUGCACUACGAGAAGAAAUUCAAGGCCAAGGCUGGUCUCGCAUGGAACGAUCGCGGUGGCAAACCGAAAUCUGGAAAAUAUGUCUUUAUCGAACGAAACUACGAGCCAGAGUCAUCAGGAGGAGAAGAAGAAGAAGAGGAAGAAGAAGAAAAAGAGGAGGAAGGGGAGGAGGAGGACGGUGGCGAAGAUCUACAAGCUUCGAAAGGCGAGGAAAGCCGGUCGCGCAGUGCGUCGCCGAGCAAGAGCAGCUUGCCUCCGCCGGUCAAGUCGCUUAUGGAACUCAUUUUCAACCAGAAAUAUAUCGAGGGGACCAUGGCCGACAUGAACUACGACGCUGCUAAACUACCACUCGGCAAGCUUAGCAAAGCGACCAUCACGCGCGGUUACCAGGCUUUGAAGGAUCUUGCUGCACUCUUCAAUGACAUGACACUGGCCCAAUCCGAAUACGGGGACACGUAUGCUAAUGUUGUGGAGACAUUGUCCAAUCAGUACUACAGCUACAUUCCGCAUGCUUUUGGCCGGAAUCGCCCUCCUGUCAUCUAUGAACAUGAGCGUCUCAAGAAGGAAGUGGAGUUGCUUCAAUCUUUGACUGAUCUCAAGGAUUCGGACAGUAUUCUCAAGUCUGCGAAGGCCCGUGGAGCUGUGCAUCCAUUGGACGUCCGGUACAACGGACUUGGCAUGCGAGAGAUGUCCGCAGUGGACAAGCACACUGCUGAAUUCCAGAACAUCUCCGACUACCUCAUCAACACGAAAGGCUUUACCCACAGUCAUAGCUACGAAGUCAUUGACAUUUUUCGCAUCGAGCGAAAUGGCGAAAGUGAGCGAUUUGAACAGUUCACCAAGACCAGCAACAGCCGCAGACUUUUGUGGCACGGAAGCCGUGCGACCAAUUUUGGAGGCAUCCUCAGCCAAGGCCUUCGAAUUGCACCUCCCGAAGCCCCCGUGUCGGGUUGGAUGUUUGGCAAGGGCGUGUACCUCGCUGAUAUGAGCUCAAAGAGCGCAAACUACUGCUAUGCAGGAAGUAGUGGCGGGCACGCCAUCCUCCUGCUGUGCGAGGCUGAACUCGGCACGCCACUGUAUGAGCUCACGCAGGCCUCAUACACCGCAGGGGAGGAAGCAAAUGAGCAAGGCUCUCUCUCAACGCUCGGCGCAGGACAAACAGGUCCGCUCGCCUGGAAGGACGCCGCCUGCGUCCACCCUUCCCUCGCUGGAGUUAAGAUGCCCGACACGACCAUCCCGGUUGGACAGACAGGCUAUCCAGGCGCAAGCCUUCAGUACAACGAGUACAUUUGCUACGAUGUCUCUCAAAUCCGCCUUCGGUACUUGCUUAGAGUGAAGAUGUGAUUUGACUUGACUCCCACGAGGAGCUUCACACGCAAAGAUGCUCAUCAGAGCCCAAAAUUGCGCAGAAAUCGUCGCCCGCCUGGCGCCGAUUAGCUACAGAUGAACAACAGGCGAAGUAUCAGCUCCAAUACAGUGCUAUUUCAUGAACAGAUUCGAUGAUUAUUAGAUAUGUAGACACAAUUCACGACUCGAUCUCCA
This is a messenger RNA of Sphaerulina musiva SO2202, 2112 nucleotides long. Its product is annotated as PARP-domain-containing protein. The record is from RefSeq and is a predicted model, not a curated record. Bases 67 to 1914 code for a protein of 615 amino acids. Gene Ontology annotation, molecular function: NAD+ poly-ADP-ribosyltransferase activity. The transcript has 5 exons. Lineage: Eukaryota; Fungi; Ascomycota; Dothideomycetes; Mycosphaerellales; Mycosphaerellaceae.